AUGAAUAAUCUUUAUAACAAGGUGGAUAUGGUGACAGAAGAACCGAAAUGGAAUGUAAAUAAUCCAGAUAUACCUAAACAUGCGGGCAAGAUUACUGGCACUGACAAGUUUGAUGCGCAGUUUUUUGGAGUCAGUUAUCAUUUAGCAUGUGCUUUAGAACCUAUGGCAAGAAAACUGCUGGAACAUGCUUAUGGAGCCAUAUUUGAUUCAGGUACAAAUCCUCAAUCGUUAAGAGGCAAAAGAGUGGGAGUAUUUGUUGGCGUAAACUUCACAGAUAACAGUACUUUAUCAAUGUACAAUGUAAAUAAACGAACUGACUUUGUAAUAAAUGGAUGCAGCAAAGCUAUGUUAGCCAACCGCAUCUCAUACUGGAUCGAUAGUAAAGGUCCAUCAUACGGUUUAGAUUAUGCCUGCUCAGGUUCCACUGCCUGUUUGGAAAUAGCUUACAAGUCUAUUAAAUCUGGAGAAUGUGAUGCUGCAAUUAUCGGUGGAUGUAAUUUUGGACUACAUCCUACUUUAGCUGCAAAUUUAAGAAGAGCGGGUUUAUUAUGCUUGGAUGGAAAGACAAAAUGCUUUGAUAAGAACGGUGAUGGUUACGUAAGGGCGGAUGCUAUUAAUGUGAUUUUCUUACAAAAAGCCAAAGAUGCACAUAGAAUUUACACUCAAGUAUACCAUGCAAAAGGUAUCUACAAAAUGAGACCAGACGCCCAGUUCUUGCCGUACCGAGAAUCUGAAGAUAUUGAGAAAUUCCUUAAUGAAUUCUAUAAGGAGACAAAUGUGGAUCCUAAGCGCAUUGAAUAUGUUGAAGCUCAUGCUGCAGCCAUCGCAAAGGCAGAUGAAAAUGAACUGAGAGCUAUUGGAAACAUUUUCGCAAAAGAAAAUUCAAUCAAAGUUGGAAGUGUGAAAUCUAAUAUGGGAAAUAGUGAGUCAGCUUCUGGAAUAUGUGCUCUUACUAAGCUCUGUCUAGCCUAUCACCAAGGCAAGUUACCAGGCAACCUCCAUUAUAAUGACCCUCAAGAUAAUGUACCUGCAGUAAAAGAUGGAAGAAUCCAAGUGGUGACUGACAAUGCAGAUUUUAACAGAGGAUUCACUGCGAUGAAUAACUUCUCCUUCUCUGGUGCUAACUUCCACAUACUUCUGAAAGGACUGUAUAAAGAAAAGAAUCUACAAAAGUAUGAAUGCCAAAUUCCUCGUCUAGUUUUAGCAUCUGGUAGAGAAGAGACAUGUGUGCAUAAAAUUAUAGACAUUUUGAAGAGUCAUCCUAUAGACGCUGAAGAGAUUGGUCUUCUACAUAAAAUAUUUGAGUACGAUAUACCUGGACAUACUGGACGAGGAUACACUAUUCUUGAUACCAAUGAGAACCAUGAAACAGUAAGCAUAGCAGAGAGUGCAGAUUACUAUCCAGGGUUAAAACGUCCUCUGUGGUUUGUCUAUAGCGGUAUGGGUUCUCAAUGGGCUGGAAUGGGAGCUGAUCUGAUGAGGAUACCAAUAUUUGCCAAAGCUAUUCAUAAGUGUCACAAAGUAUUGGAACCAUUAGGCCUAAAUCUUAUACGGAUUGUCACUGAACCAGACAAUAGUAUAUUCGACAAUAUUCUGAACGCGUUCGUUGGCAUCGGUGCGAUACAAAUUGGCCUGACUGAUGUCAUUAAGGCUAUGGGGAUUGUUCCUGAUUAUAUUAUUGGUCACAGUUUGGGUGAAAUGGCGUGUGCAUAUCACGACAAUACAUUUACUGCUGAAGAGCUGAUCCUAGCUACGUAUAGUCGAGGCAAAGUGUGUUUGGAGACUGACCUCAUAAAGGGAUCAAUGGCUGCUGUUGGUGUUGGAUAUCAAGCUAUUGUAAAUCAAUGUCCACCAGAGAUAGACAUAGCCUGCCAUAAUAGCCACGAAUCCUCCACCAUAUCUGGUCCAGCUGACAAAAUGACAGAGUUCGUUGGAGAAUUAACCAAACGCGGUAUAUUUGCUAAGGAAGUUCCCUGUGCCAAUAUAGCGUAUCAUUCGAGAUACAUUGCGCAAUGUGGACCUGAGCUACUAAGACGUUUACGAGAAGUAAUCAAAAGCCCAAAGAAGCGAAGCAGCAAAUGGAUAUCGACUUCUGUCCCUCAAGAUCGUUGGGAUCAACCUGAAGCUGUAUACUCCUCUGCUGAAUACCACACCAACAACUUGUUGAAACCAGUGCUUUUCGAGGAAACUUCAAAGAUGAUACCAGAUAACGCUAUAGUCGUUGAAAUAGCACCCCACGGUCUACUCCAAGCCAUUCUAAAGAGAUCACAUAAAGAAUGCACGCACAUACCUCUUACUAGACGGGGCAAUACUAACGGUGUGAAGUUUUUACUUGAAGCUAUUGGAAAAUUGUAUGAAGCCGGUAUUAAUCCCAGGGUGGAUGUCUUGUAUCCUAAGAUAGAGUUCCCUGUUUCUACAGAAACGCCUCUUUUGUCCCACUUUGUGGCGUGGGAACAUAGCGAGGAUUGGCCACAAAUGUCCUUCUUAGAGAAGGAUGAAGUACGAACAGCAAUGGAACGAAAAGUGAUUUUAUCUACACAUGAUGAUGACUAUAACUUCUUGGAGGGACAUUUGAGGAAUGGUGCCAACGUGUUGCCUGAGUCAGCGAUCCUGGUUCUCGUAUGGGAAACUCUGGCUAUGCACAUUGGUGUAAGCUACAGAGACCAGCCGGUUGUAUUCCGUGAUAUACACUUCCAUAGCGAAAUCGUUUUAAAACCAGAUACACCUCUACGCCUUACUGUUGCUAUUAAUAGAGGCAGUAAUAAGUUUGAGGUCAGCCAAGAUGACAUUCGCAUAGCAAGUGGCAUUGUAAGUGGUGUUAAAGUUGUAAAAUAUAAUCAAGACCCAGAAAUCAUGGAUAAAGACGAGGAAGAAAUCAUAUUGAAUUCCGAAGACGUGUACAAUAUAUUUAGAUCAAGAGGAUAUUCUUACAGGGACCAAUUUAAAUCCAUUGAAUUAUCAACGCUAGACCAUAAGAAAGCAUUUGUCCAAUGGAGUGGAGAAUGGGUGACGUUCUUGGAUUCCUUGAUACAGCUUAGUACACUAUCGAGAAACCAGGAAGGGAUAUCAACUCCUAAAUUCAUCAGGAAAAUAAGGAUCAGUAUUUUGGAACAGCAGAUUUCAAACAGUGUAGAGGUUAAUGGAACUAAAUGUUUCCCAGCGCAGUAUGAUGAUGUUCAAGGCGUUAUAAGAUGUGCUGGCGUCGAACUAGACAAUGUUACGUUUGUGGAUAAACCAGUUAUAAAUCAGCAGCCAGAAGUGUUGCUAACUAAAUCUUUCUACCCUCACUAUGCCAUGGACCAAGUUGACAUGAAAACAGCUCUCCAAAUAAUGCUCCAAAUCGUUGCUGAAAACACCACGAUGAAGAGGAUUAAGACAACUCAAAUCGUAACAUCGAAUACAAAUAUAAUUUGUAUAAUCAAAGGAAUAUCGACCUUAAUUCCAAACGUUAUGAUCGACGUGGCUUCAAUUAUAAAUGUCAAUAUUGAUUUAGAUACUUUGUUAAUUCAAAAUUCCGACGCAGAUAAAGCAAAUGUUUUUAUUAUUGAGGAUCUGUUUGGAAACAAAAAGAAAUUGAAUUCUUUAAAGAACAUAUCGAAUGAUAGUUUUAUAAUAGCCUUGGAAUGCGGAGUGCCAGCUUUACAAUCUUUGAACGAGAAUUUCACUAUCAUAAGUUCCAUGUCUGAUGGGAAGCAAAUAUUAAUAUUAUUGAAGCGGAGGAAUGCCAAGGAUGUUACUUAUGUGCCUGUAAAUUGUGAUAAUAAAUUGGAUUGGGUGUCGCGCGUGUAUGAUGAACUUAAUAAAACGAAGCGAGUGAUGCUAGUAUCUGAGCGGCAGCCAUAUUGUGGAGCUUUAGGUUUUGUGAACAAGUUGAAAAGUGAUGGUGAGGAUAAAAUAGGGUUGAUAGCAGUCGAUGAUUGCCAUGCACCAACCUUUGAUCCCAACAUCGGUAUUUACAAGCAUCAGUUGAAUAAAAAUCUAACUGUUAACAUCUUUAGAAAGGGACAAUGGGGAGGCUACUAUUACACUUCAGCCACAAAAUCGACUAGACUUCGUGAUGUAGCCCUGGUCAGUCCGAAUGGAGAUUUGGAAAACCUUAUGUGGGUUGAGGCUCCUAAUACAGUUACCAAACAUAAUUUGGUUAAGGUAUCAUAUGCUGGUAUAUCGUCUAAAGAUGUUCAGAAAGCCGUCAGCAACCUCGGUGAUGAUCUGAUACCACUUGGCAUGGACUUUAGCGGUACAAAUGCAGAUGGUGACAGAGUGAUGGGGCUGGUUCCUGGCAGUGCAUUAAGUACCACGGUAGAAGCUGAUUCAGAUCUUCUUUGGCCAGUACCAGAAUACUGGAGUCUUCAAGAUGCUGCUACUGUACCCUUACCUUAUGCAGUAGCUUAUUAUUGCUUGGCUAUAAAGAGUCGGCUCUUCAAAGGCCAGAGUGUAUUCGUGACGGGCGGUGCGGGUGCUCUAGGACAAGCUGUGAUAGCAGUAUGCCUGUCUUUGGAAUGUUUUGUAUUCACUACAGUCAGUAGUAUGAAGAAGAAGAGCAUGUUACUUCAACUUUUUCCGGGACUUAAUGAGAAAAAUAUCGGCUAUUCUCGGGAUGAUUCAUUCCUGAGUAUGAUUAAGAUGUAUGCACCUAAUAAAGGGUGUGACAUUGUCAUCAACUGCGCCAGUGGGUAUAUACGAGAAACUACAAUGAAGUGUACUGGAAAUAUGGGAUUCUUCCUAGACCUCAAUGCUUACGACAUGGUCGAGAACAAAGAUAUUGGAAUGUCUUACUUAGAGAAGGAUAGGUCAUACAAAGCUGUGAAUUUUUCUACCAUAUUUAGACCAGAAAAUGCUGCCGAGAAAAAGAUACUACAACGCAUGUUAGCUGAAGGUAUAGCAAACGGCACAGUGCGACCAAUAAGUCGCAUAGAAUAUACACCUACACAAAUCUCAAGAGCAUUUAGACUUGUAUCGUCCAGUAAGCAUAUAGGCAAAGUUUUAAUCAAAAUGAGCAGUCCAGAAGUUGUGAAAGGCUUUGAUGUUGUACCGAGUAUGAACUACAAUUCAAACGGUGUCUACAUAGUAGUUUGCGAUGACAAUGGCAUUGGUAUCGAGCUAGCGGACAGGCUGGUCAAGAGAGGAGCCAGGAAGAUUGUCCUACACACAAGAACUAAAGUCAGAGGAUACUGGCAUUCUAAAUUCACAUCUUGGGAGAAACAAAAAGUAACAAUAAAAAUUUCUACAGAAAAUCUGGAGUCACAGCAAGACUGCACUAAAAUGUUGAAAGAAGCUUCUAGGAUCGGUUUUAUUAGAGGAAUUUUCAUAGUUCCAGAUAUUGAGGACAAGAACGAUGAGAAGCCACUAGAUUUUGUCCGAGCGUUCAAUAAGACCACCUUUAGUGUUAUAAAUCUAGACUUGACGUCUAAAAACUAUUGUAAUGAGUUAAGCCAUUUCGUAGUCCUGUUCCCACCUUCUUAUGGUACUAGCAAUGAGUAUUCUUACUCAUUAAUAGAGAGAAUAUGUCAAAUGAGAAGUGAAAAUGGACUGCCAGCCCUAAUUGUACGAAUGGAUACUUUGACAGUGGGAGAUUCCAAGACAAUUUUGGAGCCACAAAAAUUAACGGCAUUCUUCAAUGGAAUGGAAAACAGUUUGAAAUUAAAAUACAACAAUGUCCUUACCUUAGGUUUGAAUGAAGAAAAUGUCGCGGACUAUGAGAUGAAACUAGCGAAAAUAUUUGGUGUACCAAAAAUCGAAGCUCUUCCAGAGCAUUUUACGGUUGGUGAUCUGCUCCUUACUAAAGAUAACUUAGUAGAAUUGCAGACUCUAAUCAGAAAUAUACAUAAGGUUGAUUAUCCUGUGGAGAAGAUUGUCAACAUGACUUUUGGAAGCCUCAAGAAUAUAAAGAACCAAAAUACAGCAGAACCAAAGAACUAUGAAGGUUUAGGAGCGUUUUAUACUUGUGUUGAUAAUGAAGAAGAGCAUUUGUCGACAUCACACCCCAUAGUGCCUAUGGUAACACUUCUGAACAAUGGAACUGAGACUGACCUGGACCCUCAAGAAACUUACUUGACCCUUAUACCAGGAUUUGAAGGUCGGUAUCAGAUCUUUAGUGGGUUGGCAGAAAGACUCAAAGUACAGGCGGUGGCUGUCCAAUUAACUGCUGAUAUAGAAGGAAACUGUAUUGAAGAAAUGGCUGCUACUGUUCGUAAGUUUAUGAAGACAAAAUUCGAGAGCAAAUCCAAAUUUUAUCUUCUGGGGUAUUCGUUUGGUGUAAAUAUCGCUUUGGAAGUGGCCGCCAUAUUAGAGAAAGAAGGACAUACUGGAGUCGUAUACUGUUUGGACAGCAGCCCAGAUGCAUUAAGAAUACAGCUUAAUUCAUAUUUAGGAGAGAUCUCGGAUACUGAGCUACAAAACGCGAUUUUAGAACACAUAUCGCAACUCAUUGCUGGAAAGGUGCCCGAAGAGUUGGCCCAAUAUUUGGAGCAAAUAAAUGAUUGGCCAACGAAAGUGGAUGCUUGUUUGUACACGUUGCGAGGAAUAGGAAACUACUCGCAGCAAUAUAAAGGGUCGUUAUUAGACUCUGCGUACCGAAAUAUUUUGUUAGCCAAAAAUUAUGAACCGAAGUUAAAAUUAAAUUCUGAAAUUGUUCUGAUAAAAGGAAAACCUGAAUUGCAAUCACAGAGUCUGUCGGCUGAUUAUAAUUUAUCAAAAUAUACUAAAAAUCCAGUCAAAGUGUACCAUAUAGAAUCUGAUCAUCCAUCAGCACCAUACGACAGUAGGGUAACAAAUAUUGUUAAUAAAUUGCUCGAUGAGAAUUUACUUAAAGAAUUUAAAAAUAAGAAUCUUUGUGAUAAGUAUAUCAUUCAGCCUAAAUAA
Molecule: messenger RNA, 6861 nt
Organism: Spodoptera littoralis (African cotton leafworm)
Lineage: Eukaryota; Metazoa; Arthropoda; Insecta; Lepidoptera; Noctuidae
Source: the annotation of a GenBank genome assembly